Molecule: messenger RNA, 2679 nt
Organism: Penicillium roqueforti
Lineage: Eukaryota; Fungi; Ascomycota; Eurotiomycetes; Eurotiales; Aspergillaceae
Product: Kha1p
Exons: 3
Coding region: 1-2679 (892 amino acids)
Biological process (GO): proton transmembrane transport
Cellular component (GO): membrane
Molecular function (GO): antiporter activity
Source: RefSeq, a predicted model, not a curated record
AUGGCGACCGCGAACGUGACCACGACAGCUACGGCCAAUAGCACUAACGCAGUCAGUCCGCAGGGUGGCAUCCUCGAAGGCGGCAACCCAACCCAUUAUGACUCCAAGAAUCCACUGGUGUUAUUUAUUAUCCAGGCCGUCAUAAUCAUCGUGCUAUGUCGCCUUAUACACUGGCCCCUCUCAAAGAUUCGCCAGCCUCGAGUGAUCGCAGAGGUGAUCGGGGGAAUUGUUCUGGGCCCAUCGGUGAUGGGUCGCAUCCCCGGAUUCACCGACGCGAUUUUCCCGACCGCCAGCAUUCCCAGCCUCAAUGUAGUCGCCAAUCUGGGGCUUAUACUCUUCCUCUUCUUGGUCGGUGUCGAGACCGAUCUUCGCUUCCUGGUCAGUAAUUGGCGGGUCGCUUUGAGCGUGUCCGCUGCGGGCAUGAUCUUGCCAUUCGGCUUGGGUUGUGCCAUUUCAUAUGGCCUCUACCAUGAGUUCCACGAUGAUCCUGGUACCAAGCCCAUUGCCUUCGGUACCUAUCUGCUGUUCAUCGGUAUCGCCAUGGCCAUCACGGCCUUCCCCGUGCUGUGUCGUAUCCUCACCGAGCUGAAGCUGCUCUCAACCCGGGUCGGUGUGAUCGUGCUGUCCGCUGGCGUUGGUAAUGAUGUGGUGGGCUGGAUCCUGCUUGCACUAUGUGUUGCUCUUGUCAACGCGGGCAGUGGAAUCACGGCUCUGUACGUGUUACUAGUCUGCGUUGCCUACAUGUUGUUUUUGACUUUCGCUUUCCGCCCACUGUUCCUCCGCUUCCUCGAGAAAACGGGCAGUCUCCAAAAGGGACCCAGCCAGUCAGUGGUGGCCCUCACUCUGCUUAUUGCUCUGGCUUCAGCCUUCUUCACACAGAUUAUUGGUGUUCACGCCAUUUUUGGAGGCUUCGUCAUCGGUCUGAUCUGCCCACACGAAGGCGGCUUUGCCAUCAAGCUCACUGAGAAAGUCGAGGAUUUGGUCGCUGUCAUUUUCCUGCCACUUUAUUUCACCUUGUCCGGUCUGAGCACCAAUCUGGGCCUUCUUGACUCUGGAAUCGUCUGGGGUUAUGUGGUUGGCGUAAUCGCCAUCGCGUUCAUUGCGAAAGUCACUGGAGGUGCCAUUGCAUCGCGGCUCUGUGGCCUUUUAUGGCGCGAAAGCUUUUCGAUCGGUGUGUUAAUGAGUUGCAAGGGUUUGGUGGAAUUAAUCGUGCUAAACAUUGGUCUCCAAGCUAAGAUUUUGAGCACUCGCACGUUUACAAUUUUCGUCGUGAUGGCCUUGGUCACCACAUUCCUUACCACUCCAUUAACCACCUUGCUGUAUCCAAGAUGGUACCAGGUCAAGGUCGACCGGUGGAGACGCGGGGAGAUCGACUGGGAAGGCAACCCUAUCCAGCAUGAUGGCCGCAACGACAGCGUCGCCCUUGCCAAGGAUCAGUUGAAGACCGUCCCAGUACGUAAGCUCCUCGUCUACCUUCGUCUCGAUGGUCUUUCGGGUGUCUGUACUAUAGCAGCCCUCCUCAGUUCAAAGCGACGUGCAUCCGUGUCAUCACGCAUUCACCCCUCAAAGAUGCCAAAACAGACCGAGGAAACCGUCGAAGAUCCUAUUACCCAAGAAGAGGACGAAAACACCACACUUAAGGUGCACGGUGUUAGGCUGAUGGAAUUGACCGACCGUGAUUCCAGUGUCAUGAAGGUUGCUGCUGCGGGCGAGCAUGCACUGUGGGAUCCGGUAGUCAACACUUUCCGCGCCUUCGGAGACUGGCACGAUCUCUCGCUCAUGGCUGGUGUAUCUGUCGUCCCCGAGCACUCUUACGCAGACACCGUCAUCGGCAUGGCGCAGCAGGACACCGCAGAUCUGCUCCUUCUCCCCUGGAGCGAGACCGGAACACUGGCCGACCGCCAUAAUGGGCUAGACAUCGACGACGCAAAUCGUUUCUCCAACGGCACCUACACAAGCUUCGUUUCUGAUAUAUUAGAGCGGGUCCCCGGCCAUGUGGGCAUCCUAAUUGAAUACAGUCCAUCCUCUGCCUCAUCAAAGCGCCCCGUGAUCUCACGUACCGCCAGCGCUAUGAGUCUCCAGGGCUCAAUUUUCGCCCGCCAGCCAACCGGCAGCCGCUCCCACCACAUUGUCCUUCCAUUCUUUGGCGGUGAUGAUGACCGCUUCGCUCUUCGGAUGGUCAUGCAGCUCGCUCAGAAUGAUCAGGUCACUGCGACUGUUAUUCAGAUUGGAGGAUUGGGAGGCGAUGUCACUAAAACAGCCGUGGUGACUACAGUAUCUGCUUCGAGCUCGAGUGCGAUCCCUGCGUCCAGCUCUCAGUCCGAUAUGGUCUUUUUUGAAACAAUGCGUGAUUCUGUUCCAGAAGAACUUCAAGAGCGUGUCGUCUUCCACCAACCAGCUGUCAAUGAUACCAUUACCGACGCAGCUCAAAUGGCUGUCGUUUCUGUGCGUGAAGAACUUAACCACACUUCGAACAAGGCGAACAACAUUAUUAUCGUUGGUCGUCGUAGUGUCUCUUCUAAUAUUGAGCUGGGUCUUUCGGAGGAUAGUAUUGGACAUGAUACCCGCCGGGUUCUGGGACCUGUCGGUACGGCGAUGGUACAGCCCGAGAAUAAGAUUUAUGGCAGCGUAUUGGUGCUGCAGGCGGGUACCGCUGGAUUGGCUGAUUACUAUCGUUGA